AUGAGCGAAGCUAGCUCGCCAGACACGGACGCAGAGAUCGCAGAUGUAAAAUGGUCCAAAUCAAAAAAGACUCUCAAACGGAAACGACGAGCCACCGAGCCUUCUCAGUUUGGCGCCACACUUCAGUCAUUACUUGACACUGAAGCCCCUUCUGCUCUACCUCUUUCCCUCAAGCCCUCGGUCAACAGGCAAAGAACUAACGCCAAACUUGAGCUAAAAGCAAAAAAGGUCCUUCAGGUCGAAAAGAAGGAGAAGGAAGAUAAAGGUCACGUCACAGAUGUCAUUGGCGGCUGGGGAGGUGAGAGUGAGCGGGCUUUGCGUAAAGUAGCCCAGCGAGGUGUUGUGAAGCUGUUCAACGCUAUCCAACAAUCUCAAACCGCUGCUGUCAAAGCUGCUGAAACCGACAAGGCCUCGCGCGGGACUGGAAAGCCUUCGCUGCCGGCGCCAUCGUUUGAUAAGCAGGUCCGAAAUAAGGGCAAGGGCAAGAGCAAGGACAAUAUACUUGGAAGAGGGAAGGAAGUUGCAUUAGGCCAAGAGGACUUCUUCAACAUGAUCAGAGCUGGAGGGAUUGUUUCCAAAACCUGA
This is a messenger RNA of Coniophora puteana RWD-64-598 SS2, 585 nucleotides long. RefSeq lists its product as uncharacterized. The coding region runs from base 1 to 585 and encodes 194 amino acids. NCBI's taxonomy places the organism in Eukaryota, Fungi, Basidiomycota, Agaricomycetes, Boletales, Coniophoraceae. The transcript is spliced from 3 exons. The record is from RefSeq and is a predicted model, not a curated record. Gene Ontology annotation, cellular component: preribosome, large subunit precursor. Gene Ontology annotation, biological process: maturation of 5.8S rRNA; maturation of LSU-rRNA.